GUAUGCCACCACCACUCCUCCGCCAGCCAAUGCUGUGCGGACAUGCCCGGCCGUUUCUGCUGCCUCCAGCCGGCAGGCAGGUACAAGUACAACAAGUAGAGCGAAGCAGAAACCCCAAGGAACUGCCUCGGGAGGAUCACACAAGUCGCCCGAUCAACAAGGUUCGAGGGCACCGGGAGAGAGAGAUGGGCGCCGUCCCGGAGGCGGUCGCCGCCGUGGCGGUGCUUGUCGGGCUGGCGGCGGCGGCGGCGGCGGCGGGGAGAGGCCGGGGAUGGAGCGAGGAGGACUCGGGCGUGCCGGGGGAGGUGACGUACGACCACCGGGCCCUGGUGCUGGACGGCGCCAGGAGGAUGCUCUUCGCCGGGGAGAUGCACUAUCCCAGGAGCACGCCUGAGAUGUGGCCAAAACUCAUUGCUAAAGCAAAGGAAGGUGGCCUUGAUGUGAUACAGACCUAUGUAUUUUGGAAUGUCCACGAGCCUGUCCACGGCCAGUACAACUUCGAGGGAAGAUAUGAUCUUGUAAGAUUCAUCAAGGAAGUUCAAGCUCAAGGGCUCUAUGUAAACCUCAGGAUCGGUCCCUUCAUCGAGGCCGAAUGGAGAUAUGGAGGCUUCCCGUUUUGGCUACAUGAUGUCCCAGACAUUACCUUUCGGAGCGAUAACGAACCCUUUAAGCAACAUAUGCAAAGAUUUGUUACAGAUAUAGUAAACAUGAUGAAACAUGAACAGCUGUAUUACCCGCAAGGAGGCCCAAUUAUAAUUUCUCAGAUUGAGAACGAAUACCAAAUGGUUGAACCUGCAUUUGGAUCAAGUGGACAGCGUUACGUCAGCUGGUCAGCUGCGAUGGCUGUGAAUCUUCAGACGGGUGUACCUUGGACAAUGUGCAAACAAAAUGAUGCUCCAGAUCCAGUUAUAAAUACCUGCAAUGGGCUCAUUUGUGGAGAAACAUUUGUUGGACCAAACUCAGCUAACAAGCCUGCAUUGUGGACAGAAAAUUGGACCUCUCGCUAUCUAAUAUAUGGCAACGAUACAAAAUUGAGAUCUCCAGAAGAUAUCGCCUUUGCAGUUGCGUACUUUCUAGCAAGGAAGAAUGGGAGCUAUGUGAGCUACUAUAUGUACCAUGGAGGAACAAACUUUGGGAGGUCUGCUUCUUCAUAUGUAACAACAAACUACUACGAUGGAGCUCCUCUAGAUGAAUAUGGUUUGAUAUGGCAACCAACAUGGGGCCAUCUGAGAGAAUUGCAUACUACAGUAAAACAAUCAUCAGAACCAUUACUUUUUGGAACAUACUCCAAUUUUUCAUUAGGUCAAGAACAAGAGGCACAUGUUUUUGAAACAGAAUCACGAUGUGUUGCUUUCUUAGUGAACUUUAAUCCGCACCAGACAUCAGAAGUAGUAUUUCGUAAUAUAUCAUUGCAAUUGGCCCCUAAAUCAAUCAGCAUUCUCUCCGAUUGCAAGAUAGUAGUUUACGAAACAGCUAAGGUAAAUGCUCAGCAUGGUACAAGAACAACAGAACAAGUACAAUCUUUGAAUGACAUUAAUACUUGGAAAGCAUUCAAAGAAUCAAUUCCUCAAGAUGUGACUAAAGCUAUGCACACUGGAAACCAGCUAUUUGAACAUCUGACAACCACUAAAGAUGAGACGGACUAUCUUUGGUACAUUGUUGGCUAUGAAUAUACACCAAGCGAUGAUAACCAGCUUGUGCUACUUAAUGUUGAGUCACGGGCACAUAUAUUGCAUGCUUUCGUCAACAAUGAAUAUGUAGGUAGAGUACAUGGGAGCCAUGAUGGACCUGCCAAUAUAAUUCUUAGCGCAAAUAUUUCAUUGAAGGAAGGACCUAACAGCAUAUCGUUGCUAAGUGCUAUGGUUGGAUCACCGGACUCUGGUGCUCAUAUGGAAAGAAGAGUCUUUGGGAUCCGGAAAGUGAGCAUACAGCAGGGAUGGGAGCCAGAACAAAUUCUCAACAAUGAGCUAUGGGGAUACGAAGUUGGCUUAUUUGGGGAAAGGAAUCGCAUCUACACACAAGAGGGAUCGGACAAUGUUGAAUGGACAGCUAUCAACAAUUUGACAUAUAGUUCGCUUACUUGGUACAGGACAGCAUUUCCCACACCAGCAGGAAACGAUGCAGUGGUACUGAACCUUACUGGCAUGGGAAAAGGUGAAGUAUGGAUCAAUGGAGAGAGCAUUGGACGGUAUUGGGUCUCCUUCAAGGCUCCUAGCGGCAAUCCUUCGCAAUCUUUGUAUCACAUCCCACGGCAAUUUCUAAACCCUCAAGACAAUGUUCUAGUCCUUUUUGAGGAAAUGGGCGGGGACCCACAACAGAUAACAGUGAACACAGUUUCCAUCACAGGAGUGUGUGGCAAUGUGAAUGAGCUCUCUGCACCAUCGCUCCAGUCCCAGGAUAAGGAACCAGCAGUGGAUAUCUCGUGCCAGGAAGGCAAACAAAUCUCGGCAAUUGAGUUUGCGAGCUAUGGGAAUCCUAUAGGGGACUGCGCAAGCUAUGGCAUCGGAAGCUGUCAUGCUGAAUCAUCAGAAUGGGCGGUAAAGCAGGAUUGCGUGGGUAAGACUAGGUGCUCUGUUCCAGUAACACCUGCCAAAUUCGGAGGCGAUCCCUGCCCUGGAAUCCAAAAAUCCCUUCUACUUGUGGCUAGUUGCAGAUGAUACAAGAAAAUCAUACUAGUAUACCACACAGAAAGAAGUUAGUUGAAUGACAGAAUCAGAUAGAGGAAAGUGAAAUUCAUACGAACAGCAAUUAUUCUUAUUAGUAGGCAAGAAGUUGAUGGUUGGAGGCAUACUUCAUAGACUACAUCUACCCAUUGCUUUGACCUCUGUACCUCACAGCAUAGAUUCGUGCAGAUUUUAGCCGAGAGAGAACUUAUUAGUUUGUGAUUCGA
Messenger RNA from Panicum virgatum (switchgrass), 2890 nucleotides. RefSeq names its product beta-galactosidase 7-like. Bases 3 to 2657 code for a protein of 884 amino acids. The record is from RefSeq and is a predicted model, not a curated record. The transcript has 19 exons. Gene Ontology annotation, cellular component: vacuole; cell wall. Gene Ontology annotation, molecular function: carbohydrate binding; beta-galactosidase activity. Gene Ontology annotation, biological process: carbohydrate metabolic process. Lineage: Eukaryota; Viridiplantae; Streptophyta; Magnoliopsida; Poales; Poaceae.